CUUUUACUUUGGUAACCUUGUGAAAUAGGAAUGGCUUGCAGGAAUCAUCUGAUACAGUGAGACGGGCGGAGCCAAGCCCCAACAAUGUGUUGGGGCAAGAUUUUUUGUUUUUCUAGUUUAUUAUACUUGCCCUUUUAGAUUUUCAAUUUAAUUAGGUGGACAAAAGUUGUGUUUUCAUAAAAGUUUUCUUAAAUUUACAAGGAGUGAUUAGCACAAAAUAAAAAUUCAACUGGGGCAAUUGCCCCACUAUGUUUAUAUGUAGCUCCACCCCUGCAGUGAGACGACAAAAACAGCCAAUUCAAUUUUAAUUCAGAGAUGGAAUUGAAACAUAUCUUAUCUAUUCUCGUACGAGUGCCAGCGUGAUUUUCCUUUAAAAAAAAAAUUGGAUGAUUGAUUGAUUAUCUUUAGGAUCACAAGUAGUGGGCACGCUUUGCACCAUAGUUACUUGUUUCUGCAUAUAAACACUUUCAUAUAUACAACACAAGUUCUGUAACUUCUGCUCCAAUUAGUGAAAGAUUUCCAGAGAUGGAGAUGUCAACACCUGUAGGUUCAUCGUCCGGCAGCGGCAUAACCGGAAGGUUGGAAGGCAAAGUGGCAAUCAUAACUGGUGGCGCAAGUGGUAUAGGCCAUUGCACAGCAAUGCUAUUUGCCAAACACGGUGCUAAAGUCAUCAUUGCUGAUAUCCAAAACUCUGCUCCUGAGGAGUUCCAAGAACAAGAAUCCAUUACAUACGUUCGUUGUGAUGUAACCAAAGAAUCAGAUGUGGAAAAUGCGGUGGACACGGCCAUUGAAAAACACGGUAAGCUGGAUAUAAUGUUCAGUAAUGUAGGAAUUUCAGGGAGCAAACCGAACGGCGUAGUUCUUGGUGCCGAUACAGAUUACGAGAACUUCAAAAGGGUUUUUGAUGUCAAUGUGUUUGGUGCGUUUCUGUGCGCAAAACACGCAUCCAGAGUCAUGAUUCCUGCCAGAAAAGGUAGCAUCAUCUUCACUUCCAGUCUCUGUACGAAGACUUAUGGUUACGUUGCUCACGCCUACUGCGCGUCGAAGCACGCGAUCGUUGGCCUGACGAAGAACUUGGGGGUCGAGCUUGGCGAAUUUGGGAUUCGGGUGAACUGUAUUUCGCCGUUUGGAGUCGCAACGCCGAUGCUGCAGAAAUUGUUGGGGAAAGAUAAGCAGAAAACAGAGGAAUAUGUCGGUGAAAUGGCGAAUCUCAAAGAGGCGGUCCUCGAAGUGGAUGAUGUUGCAGAAGCGGUGUUGUACCUCGGAAGCGAUGAAUCUAAGUACAUAAGCGGGAUAAAUCUUGUAAUUGAUGGCGGCUAUAGCACAACCAAUGUUGCUUUGAAAGUUGCCAGAAAGAAAAUGUUCCCUUGAUUUUGAUUUUUUUUUUUUUUCUCACUCCCCCUAUCUAGUCCAAAAGGCAAAAUGUUAAUUUGUCGUGUACGAUCAGAGUCACUACAUCGCUCAUUUGUGUUUGCUUUGGAAGCUCGAAUUUGAUUACUUCAUUUGUGAUUUGUUACAACUACUUUGACACAAUCUUUUUGAAUUUAUGUUUUUUUUGGUGAUACAUCAAUUAUUUUCAUUUACAAUAGUGAAUCUGGA
Oldenlandia corymbosa var. corymbosa is the source of this 1599-nucleotide messenger RNA. NCBI's taxonomy places the organism in Eukaryota, Viridiplantae, Streptophyta, Magnoliopsida, Gentianales, Rubiaceae. The record is from the annotation of a GenBank genome assembly.